Molecule: messenger RNA, 1373 nt
Organism: Aplosporella prunicola CBS 121167
Lineage: Eukaryota; Fungi; Ascomycota; Dothideomycetes; Botryosphaeriales; Aplosporellaceae
Exons: 2
Coding region: 85-1017 (310 amino acids)
Source: RefSeq, a predicted model, not a curated record
CCACCGUCCGCGCUCAUCAUGUUGUCGUCUUCCGUCCCGUCGUCCCGUGUGAAUAAAACUUAAUUCGAGAAAAAACGAGAAAAUAUGGAAAGCCCGCCACUGUCUGUCGACUCCAGCCGUCGCGGCUCUGUCGACUCCGUAGAGGAUCUCGACGCAUACUUUGCCGACUACGUGCCGCUGUCCAACCUGCCAACCCCGCCUCCCGUCGUUGGCAGCAACACCUGGAACGAGUCCACCCCAAGAAGCCCCUCCGAUGCUCUCGAUGGCAACCAGGAUCUCAGAGGAGCCGCGUCUCACCUGGCCAAGCUCGUGCCCUCCAACGCCUGCACCAACCGUCGUCCGUCUGUCACCACCAUCCAAGACUACCUUAGCCGCUCCGGCGUGCCGACCGAAGUCCUCGGCCUGACCGCCUGCAUCCUGGACGCGCUCAGCAUGCGAUUCGCCAAAAAGUGGCGCAACGCCCUUGCCCUGUCAUCUUCGACUCCCCUGCCGCUGGACCGUACCCACCUGCGCUCGCAGUCGGCGCCCGCCUUUUCGCUGCUCCAGACCGCUGGCGCCGGCGUCAAGAGCACGGCCGAGCCCGAGCUGCUGGUCCUGGCCGCCCUGUCCCUGGCCUCUUCGUACCUCGACGAUGCCCACGUCUCGCUGCAGCACUGGGCCAACCACGUCUCCAACGGCGUCUUUGCCGCCCGCCACGUCGCCGCCACCCACCGCUGCGUGCUGCAGGACCUCGACUACGACUUGCACUCGUUCACGCCCGACUUCAUCCAGGACGCCGUGCGCGACAUGCAGCGCGCCAGCAAGCGCCUCAGCCGGUGCCCCGACGCGGGCGCCUCGCUCACCCUGGCCGAGGAGGAUGUCAAGGCCGCCAUGGAGCGGUGCAAGCCUAAGCCGCUCUUCCUCCAGGGCGCGACGUCUGCCACCUGGUGCAACGGCCUGGCGACGCCGGAACCCAGCCCUGGGUGCGACGGGCUGGUGGAGGAGCCGACCUCGGUAUGCGCGUGGGAAAGGUGUUGAUCAAAAGUGGAGGGCGAUGUCUUUGAGCGUCUGCCCUUGUUUCGUUGUGCGUUCACUGCGUUCACUGCUUGUUGCGAAGGCUUGGCGCCGUCCACGGGCGGCGACCGAGCGGGGCGUUUUUGUUUUGGGAGCUGCGUGUUGUGUUUGCUGCAAAGAUACCCCCCGGUUUUGUAGCCGUGCAGCGCUUUGGCGCGCCGGCAAUUUUGUUGUUACAUCUUUGGAGGGAAACGCGAGGAAGAGCGAGCGGGCAAGCGGGCGUGUACACUGAUACUACCUAGCUAGCUACCGUAAUGUUUGUAAUGUCUUGAAGCCGUCACUCCACGAUGGAUGACGUUGCAAAAACCAUUUCCCCGCCG